AGGAGUUUUUAUUGUGAAGUCCACAAGGUUCCCCUCAUCUUUCUUCACUUUAGUUUUAAUCCUUACUGGGAAUAAAGCAACCUGAUCUAAAGGUCCUGACAGCAGCAGCAGAUUCGCUUCGCCCUUCAGCCAUCAUGAAAAUAGCAUCUUUUAACAUCCAGAAGUUUGGAAUAAACAAAGUGUCAGACCCAGAUGUCCUCAGUAUCCUGGUUAAGGUCGUGUCUAGAUAUGACAUCACUGUGAUCCUGGAGGUGGUGGACAUCAGUGGAGAGUCUGUAAAAAUCUUCCUAGAUGCACUCAACAAAGCCAACCCUAAACAUCACUACACCCUGAAGAUCAGCAGUCGUCUGGGCCGAACGCGCUACAAGGAGCAGUUCAUGUUCCUGUACAGGGAUGACUUGGUUGACCUGGUAGGCUCCUAUCAGUUUGAUGACCAGGUGACUGAGGGAGGAGAUGUUUUUGCUAGAGAUCCCUACAUCCUGCGAUUCAGAUGCCUCAAUACAGUACUGAAGGACCUGGUGAUGAUCCCAGUUCACACCAAACCAGAUGACUCGGAAAAGGAGCUGGAUGAGCUCUACGAUGUCUUCCAGCACAUCAAGAAGAAGUGGAGGACUGAUAACGUAAUGAUCCUGGGUGACUUCAAUGCAGAUGGCUUGUACGUCUCCAAGAAGGAGAUGAAGGGCAUCCGUAUCCGCAGUGACACAAACUUCCACUGGUUGAUUGGAGAUGAUGUUGACACCACUGCAAGCACCCGAAACAACCACACAUACGACAGGAUAGUGGUUUACGGAGAUGACAUGCUCCAGGCCGUCGUUCCAAACUCAGCCAAACCUUUCAACUUCCAGAAGGCAUACGGACUCAGUGAGGAGCAGGCUCUGAAAGUGAGCGACCAUUAUCCUGUGGAGGUCCAGCUGAAGACGACAAAUAACACACAUGAGGCACAUGAGGAGGAUGGUCAGACCGAGCAGCCACUUCAGUCGUUACUGUCGCGGCUCGUGGUUGUGGAUGAGGAUCUGAUGGAGCUGAAGAGAGGAAACCUGAUGCUGGAGAGGGAGAAGCUCAACCUGGAGAUCCAGAUCCUUCGGAUGAAAAUGGCCAGCAUGAACAGCAGCAGAAAUGAAGUUUAAACUCAGGAAGCCUGAUCCGUCCAAAACUCCCAAUAGAACAUUAAAAUCCUACCUUAACCCAUUACAUACAGAACCUCUCUGAGUGGUCAACUUGACUGUCAGACCAAACACUAGCUAUUCACCUGACACUGCGAUUGUUCUGGGUUCACACCACUGAUAUCUCAGGCUUCAUCCUGGAUUGCUGCUCCCUCGCCAAUAUGAACUGACAGAGAUGAACUCUUUUCAUGUUAGUGAAACUGGAUCAUGGAACUGGAUCAUGCAUUGCACAAGUCUGGACAAAUUCUACUAUUCUACUGUGACCUGACAGGUUUGGACCUAGUUGGGUGUCAUUUUAUUCACCAUCUUUUUAAACAAUAUGUUGAAUCAUUAAGUGGCAUCUUCUUUUGAAAGGUAAAGCCGGUAUCAUUUGAUUCAAAUAUCUUGAGGAGAAUUGCCUGUGAUGAUUAAAGAGAAUAAUCGCUUACUGAUUUUGUCACAGCACAGGCAGUACAGGAGGAAUUAUUUUUUAAUAAAGGUUGAAGGUUGCCUUUGAAGCUUCAGAAACCAGAAAACAAGGAAAUGCUAUAAACAAGAGCUACAUAGACGGUAUCAUAAAAGUUAAUUAGUACGGUAAUAAGGAAAAUGGAUCACAAUGUUUGUUUACAGUAACUACCAGGUCGAAAACCCACAACUCACAUACAUAAAACAAAAUGGUGCUAACGCUGCCUGUAUUGUUUUUUUGUGGCCCAAAAAUGAUCAACAAAAAUCAAUAUUGGUUCAAAUGGAUGCUAUAUUUGAUAUAUUUUCACUGCUUUAUGGUGCCGUCACAUAGCCCUUUCUGACAGGAAACUAAAGGCUGUUUCCUUAAAGCCAACAGACUCCACUGAUAAAAACUGAUUCUAUCAGGGGCAGAAACUGCUAGUCUGCCGCUGCCUUGAUUGAUUAGUGUGUAAGGUAAAAUGGAGAAAAUAUUUCAAAUAUACCACACACCUAAACUGAUACUGAUUUUUUUAGGGGUGGAUUAUUUCAAAUGGCUUAAAAAUGCUACAAUUUGCUGUGGCUUCCAUGCUGGUAGAUUUGGUUUAUCAAAGAUGCUAGUAAAAAAAUACUACAUAAAAUAAGCACAGCAGAAAUGUCAGACAGUUCGGACAACUGUGUUUAACUAUACAGGAGUUUCAGCUGAAAAUGACACCAGAAAUAAACAAGUUUGCCAGAUUCA
Molecule: messenger RNA, 2325 nt
Organism: Epinephelus lanceolatus (giant grouper)
Lineage: Eukaryota; Metazoa; Chordata; Actinopteri; Perciformes; Serranidae
Product: deoxyribonuclease-1
Biological process (GO): DNA catabolic process
Cellular component (GO): nucleus
Molecular function (GO): deoxyribonuclease I activity; DNA binding
Source: RefSeq, a predicted model, not a curated record